AUGAACGAACCCUCUGGAUCAACAACCCAUUCCGAUUCAAUUAUGGAAUCCAUAAUUGACAAGGAUAAUUCCUCUUCUUCACAUUCACCAUAUGAUUCUGGUCUAAAUUUCAAUCCUCAUGAAGACACGUUUCGAUCCGCCACAAAUUCACAGCAACAAAUUAAUUCUAAUACUAUGAAAUCUCCGCAUCAUCCAAACAAAUUGUUGACAGCCCUACCCCCCUCUCCACUACACAACAACACGACCUAUCAUCGAAGAACUCAAUCAGAAUUUAUCAGUGGUGGCGGUGGUACAGGCAGUGAUGAUACCACUCCUCCUCCUGCUGCGAACAAUUUUUCAACCACAACAACAACAACGUUGAGCAUUGAAAACUCUCAAGAUGUCAAUACUCCCAACAAUGAACAUUCUAUGGACAGCAGUCAUGACACUGCAAUAAUGUCCAAUCAGCAAGUAGUACAACACUCAAUGAUGAGCACAACCGUUCGAUCAGAACCUCUCACUCUUUCACAGCAACAACAACACAAUAGCUCAACAACAAAUCCACCUUCUUCUUCUUCUUCAUCUGUACCAUUUCAUCCUUCAGGCAAACAUCGAAAAAAACAUUUUUCAUUAUUUGAAAUGAAUUCACCUUCCAUGAUGAUGAUGAAUGCUCAGCAACAUGUAAAUCUCACACCAUCUUCUUUGAUUUUUUAUACUCCAACCACUAGAAAGAGAUUAAAUCAUGUAGAAUUUAUUAAGAAUAGUGGAAUUGAGAGUAGUGGUGGUGCUGUCAGUGUCACUAAGAGUCCAAUUCUUUCAACAGAAAACAAUCAUUCUGUAGAGAGUAGUACCAUGAGUCAUCUUAAUCCUCACUCAUCCAUGCGAACCACACCUUUCGUUUCAACCUUGGAUGCUUCUUCUCCAAAUCAUUUAGAAACGAGUCCUUUCACUCCAAAACAACAUAGAACUGUUAGUGCACAACAUAACAACCCAACGAAAUCAAUUCCAUCUGCUCAUGUGAAUCAUCAUUACACACUUGAAGAAUUUCCAAUUCCUGAUUUUUCUAAUGUGAAAAAACAUAAUCAUAUUACUUUUGAUCAAAAGUUCAAUCAUCUCCCAAAUGGUCAUUCCAAUGUUUCUACAACCACUCAUGAACUCUCCUCAUUAUUACUCUCAUCACUACCAACAGCAUCAACACAACAACAACACUCCUAUGCAAGUCCUCUUCCCUCAGUUUCUGAUUUAUUAGUAGAGGCCUCUCAAGAAUCUUCAAAAGAAAAUACAGUGGUAAUCGGACCUUACACGGUAUUCAUUGAUUCUGAAUAUUCUUUGAGUGCUUCCUCUGUCCAAUUGGAUGGAAUUUUUUCAAUUCAUGACGAUACUGGACUCGAUGUUCCGAAAGGAGCUCUUUCUGCAGAAAAAUACUUUUAUGAAGGUUUUCACACAACCACGAAUGAGAAAGUCAAUGUCAUUAGCCAACUGGUUGACUCUAACUAUGUGGAAGCUUAUCGAGAGAAAUCCAAAAGAUUACUAUUGCUUGAUAAUAAUGUGACAGGAAUUAUUCAAUUGUUGGAUGUUGCUGAAAUUCAAUUGACAAAUGCCAUGCAAACAACUGAAGAAGAAAGUGAAAUGAACAACAAGGAAUCACUUUCUGCUAAUUCUUCUUCGGCAGGAUCUAUAUUUUACAUUUUUGUAGAACCUUGUCUGCUCAUGCACAAAAUUAUUCAAAAAACAAAAAUUGAAGAAAAGAAGUUCUCGUAUCCAAUUUUACUGGAAUGGCUUUCUCAGCUUGCAGAUGGUUUGGCUAAUAUUCACGAACAUUUAUCUACAGUUCAUGGAAAUAUUAAUGUCAAUUCAAUUUUCUAUUCCAAGAAUGAAGAAUGUAUGAAAAUUGGAAACAUGUUGUUACUCACACCUGAAAUGAGAAGACGUUUAAGUGAACCAAAAUCACCAUUUCCAGAAGCAAAUGAUUUUAAUUUUAGUACUUAUCGGUCAAACACUUCAUUCACACCACUAGAUUUGGGAGAAAAACCAAGAUAUGACAUGAAAACAGAGGUUUGGCUCUUUGGAAUUCUCACCAUUACGAUUAUUACGAUGAAAAAUAUGAAUGUCAUUAUUAAUAGCUUUCUCGAUAACGAUCAAUCCUUUGUUUCCUCUCUUUUUCAAAUCAUUAGCAAGCAAUAUAAUGACAGAUUUUGUGCAUUGAUAUGGAGAGCAUGUCAUUCAGAUCCGUUAUGUCGACCAACCAUGCGUGAAUUGUGUUAUCAACUUGGUUUACUUAAAAAGUAUAGAAGUAUUUCAGGAUCCACAAGUUCAACACGAAAUUCUAUCAUUGAAAGCGAUGUGAAUCAAUAUCAGAAACAUCUCGAGGAUAUUCGAGUGAAUAUGGAACUAGGUUCAAUAUUGGGAGAUUUAUAUGGAGGAGAAGAAGGACAAUUUGCUGAACAAAAACUUCAUUCUAGAAAUAGUAAUAGCUAUGAUAUUUUACCACUUUGUACAUCUGAUGGGCCAGCUGUUCUUUCAUCUCUCAUUUCCAUUGGUCGAACGAUCAUGAGAUUUGUAAACAAACAUUACAAAAUCAAAGACAAGAAAAAGAAAAAGAGCAAACUAAUACUUGUGAAAAACAAAAUCAAAAAGUUCACAAAGCAAGAAAAGAUGGACUCUGAAUCUCGAAGAUUGAGUAAGAAAACUCUUGAAGAAGAAUUACAACUUCGAAAUCAUACACGAGUAUUUGAACAUCAGGAAGAAGUGGAUCUCAAAAUCAUGCAAACCAAAAUUGCAAGCCAAUAUCGUAUCAUCUCAAUCAUUGGAAGUGGCAGCCAAGGAACUGUCAUUAAAGCGUUUGAUAUCAAGAAUAAUAGACAUGUUGCAAUCAAACGAAUUCGAAUGAAAGACAAUAAUGAUACUUUACUUGCUGCUAAAGAAAUAAGCUCCAUGUUUUCUCUUUCAGAAUGUGAAAAUAUUUGUAAAAUUUAUAAUUGGUUCAUGUAUUGUGAAAAUAGAGAAGAUAAAAAGACGAUGGACCAGGGAAGUCCAAAUCUCUACGAAAGUGAAGAAGACACAGAAGCUGAAGAUGAUGAAGAUGACGAUGAUGAAUAUGAUUUCAAAGAUUAUGCCAAUGAAACAUGGUACAUUUCGAUCGUGAUUGAAUACUGUUCAGAAGGUGAUCUACGAAAAGCAUUGAGAUAUUGUCGAGAUACUAAUACUUAUUUCAAAAACUCGAUUGUGAAAAAUUGGCUUACCCAACUCGUGACAGCUGUGGAUUAUAUUCAUCGUAAAAAUCUCAUGCAUCGAGAUAUUUCAUUGAAGAAUAUAUUUCUUCAUACCGAUAACAAAAAGAUUCUUGAAGAGUCCACUUCAGUGCAUUCAUUGGGAACCUCUUCUUCUUAUUUUGAUCAUUGUAUUGUGAAAUUGGGAGAUAUGGGUCUAUCCAUUAAGCUCGAAGAGUUAAAUGGAAAAAACGCUCAAUGGGGAACAAGAAGAACGAUGGCUCCUGAACAACGACUUGGAAAACGUUACGAUUGUUCAGUAGAUAUUUGGAGCAUGGGUUGCAUUGCUUUAGAAAUGGUUUCUCAAUAUCAUCUCUCUUCAAAAAAAGGUGGAGCAUUUGAUGAUUUGAGACAUGUGGAUUAUUAUGCUGAAAUUAAGAAUAAUCCAAAUUAUUUGAAUGAAGUGUUAAAACCAUUGGAACAUUACUAUGACGAUAAUAUUAUUCAAUUUAUUAAGAGUUGCAUUGUCAUUGAACCAUGGAAGAGAGCAACCACACAACAAUUAUUCAAUUUACUUCAUCAAGAUAUUCGAUCAGUGGAAAAUGUAGAAAUGCAUUACGAUGAAAGUUUGGAAGAAUUUAGACCUUCUCCUUUUCCUUCCGUCAAACAUGAAGGUGUGAAUCAUUCAGCAAACCCUUCGAAUAUAGGUCCUAUAUUACAACGAUAUGAUUCCAAACCAUCCAUGAUGGUGAGUAAUGCUAGUAUUCUCUCCAAUCUAGCUCUGUUAAAAGCAGAAAUGAAUAAGGAAGGUUCAGAUCUGAAACCAGCCGUAGAAGAUUAUGCUUCACAACAACAACAACAAACGAGAAGACUUUCAGGUAAUCCAGUGUUUAUUGAACUUGAAAAUUCAAAUCGAAAAUAUGUCAAACCAGAACCAAAGGGACAAUCCAAUAAUGGAAAACUAUCAGCUUCUUUGAGUGUGGACAGUAAGGAUGUUCUCACUAGUUACAGUUUAUCCAUGUUUUUCAAAGAGAUUGAGGUUGAAGAAAAACAUGAAAAAGAGACAAGAACGAAUGAAAUCAAAUUAAGCAAUGAUCAUUUUACAUCAUUUAUGAAUAAUAAUCCACAUUACAAUGAUCCUCAUGCAUCAUCAUCAUCAUUACCUGAAGAAUUUUCAAGUCAAGUGAAAAAGGGACAUGAAAAUAAUCUUCACAAAUUACUUCAAAAACCAAUUAUGGAAUGGACCACUUCCGAUGUUGGUAUUUGGUUGAUUUCUAUUGAUUUUAGCAAAUUUGUUGAAAAUUUUCAAUCGCAAAACAUUACAGGAAAAGCGUUAUUACUCAUACGAGAAGAAGAUAUGAAAGAUGUUGGAUGUGUAAAACUUGGUGACAAAUUAUUAUUAUGGAAUAUGAUACAAAAUUUGAAACAAUUGAAUGAAAAGAGAUUCAAGAAGUGA
Molecule: messenger RNA, 4644 nt
Organism: Naegleria lovaniensis
Lineage: Eukaryota; Heterolobosea; Eutetramitea; Acrasida; Naegleriidae
Exons: 1
Coding region: 1-4644 (1547 amino acids)
Biological process (GO): protein phosphorylation
Cellular component (GO): cytoplasm
Molecular function (GO): protein binding; protein serine/threonine kinase activity; ATP binding
Source: RefSeq, a predicted model, not a curated record